UCAGCUAGCUAGCUGCAUAUAUUUCUCUUUCUAUCAAGUACAGAGACCUGAGCAAACCCUCCAAGUCAUCCUAGCUUCUUAGUUCAGGCUUUCUUCUUGACGUGAGUUUCAGGAAGUCGAUCGGUACACAAAAUGGAAACUUUAGGAGUCUCAGCACCUUCAUUUACACAAAAUGAGAGACCUAAGGAAACUUAUGCAGCACCCUCAUCUUCUAAAAAAAGAAAGCCAUCUGAGGUCUGGAACCACUUCAGAAAGGUUCCAAUAGGCGAGAAGGUCAAGGCCGUGUGUAAAGGUUGUGAAAAGGAAUUCGAUGGGUCCAGCAAAAAUGGGACUACACACCUGAAGAAUCACUUGUCAAGCUGUCUAGGUAUGACAGAUGGAGAAACACACAAAAAGAUGAUGAGUACUCGUCUUGAAACAGCCGGCGUUGGUGGGGAUUUUGGGUUUGAUAAUGAAAGGAGUCGCUUGGAUGUGGCAAGAAUGAUAAUUAAGCAUGGAUAUCCAUUAGAUAUGGUUAAACACGAGUUUUUUCAAAUUUUCGUGAAGAAUUUACAGCCUAGUUUCAAAUUUUGGCCACAAGACAACUUAAAGGCUGACAUUCUUUAUGUCUACAAAAAAGAGAAGGAGAAACUCUACAAGUAUCUUGGUACACUUUCUUGUCAUUUCAAUUUAAUAAUUCAGUUUUGGACAUGCCAUAGUAAGAAAAAUGUGUAUUGCUGCUUUGCCCUACAAUUUCUUGAAGAUGGUAUAUUGAGGAAAAAGAUUAUUGCCUUGAAAAAAGUAGAUCAAUACAAUGAUAUUGCAGCGGAAACUUUGUUUGGAACAGCAAGUUUGCUUCAGGAGUGGAACAUUGACAAGAAAUUGUACUCUAUUACUUUAAGAAGUUCUCGCCCAAAUGAUAAAAUGGUUCCAAAAUUGGAAACCUGGCUUUGCAAGCGAGCUUGCCAGCUACCUUUACGCGAAAAUUUCUUCCACAUCCAUUGCACUACAGAUAUUUUAAACCUUCUUUUUCAGAAUGGAUGGAAAGAGAUGGAUGGGAUACUUGGUAAGAUAAGGAACGCUGCAAGAUAUAUUGAUGAAAAAGGACCACAUUCGGAAUUGAAUUUUGAUCAGAUUCUAGAGCAACGCCAUUUUCAAGGCAAGUACUAUAGUGUUUCUUUAAGAUGGGAUUCCGCCAUACUCAUGCUUGAAGAAGCCCUAAAUUGGAAAAAUCUAAUUUCUCUUCAGAAAACAAAAGAUCGUGACUUGGUGGCCCCAUCUAUGGAUGAAUGGGAUGCGGCGAGAGUCGUAUACGAAUUUUUGAAACUACUAUAUGAUAAUUCAUGUCAUUUUUUAAGAUGCAAAUGUCUUACUGCAAAUAUGUACUUUUCUCGGAUUUGUGGCAUUCACUUCAAACUACUUGAAUUGGAAAAAAGUAAAGACCAAAAUAUUUGCAUAAUGGUGACUAAAAUGAAAAUACCAUUUGACAAGUAUUUGGGGAAGUGUAGAACGGUUUUGGCAAUUGCAAGCAUUCUUGACCCAAGGGAAAAACGUGAAUACGUGACAGACGCAUUCAGGAAAUGCUAUGGUAUGGAAGUUCAGAAACACUUGGCAUGUAUUAUGAAUGCUUUAAAUGAUAUUUUUGACUACUAUGAAAAGGAACUUGGCAAGCAGACAUUAUCCUCUUCUGUCGCUACUAAUAAUUGUAAUAGCUUCACCUCAUAUCGUGAUGUUAGCCAUUACGAUAAGCUAAAUUGGUCUUGGAGGGAGGAAAAAUACUGUGGUAACAAAGUUGCCUCAAGAAAGGAACUCGAUCGAUAUUUAACAGAGCCUCGUAUUGAUGUAAAUGAUGAGUUUGACAUCUUGGAUUGGUGGCAUUCCAAUAGUCAAGAAUUUCCAACUCUCAAGAAGAUGGCACUUGACAUCUUGGGAAUACCAAUGUCAACGGAUUUUGAUUUCGGAAUUGGAGAUAUGACGAAAAUCAUUGAUCCAGCCUUUAAUGGCCUCCAUAGUGAUAUCAUAGAGGCUUUGAUAUGUGGAAAUGACUGGUUGGACAUGUCUACGAAUAAGACACCUAUCAAGGAAAUCGUACACUCCUCUAGUUACACUCUCAAUGGAAAACCUAUAGAUCAUGAUUAUACUUCAAUGGCUAUGGGUGGACCUUCUUUAAGCACCGGGGAGCUUGAUCAAGGCAGACCGGAUUCCUCUCGUACCAAAAUGGAUCUCACGCUUGGAUUUGGGCAGCAGCACGGCACGCAGACUCAUGGCACUCCAAUUUCGAGAUUCCAAGUACCAGUCUCCCAAGAGUCUCUCUCUCAGCCCCUCCCUCGUGUGCCCACAACGGCCAACAUUAAUCCCACCAUGACUGUGCCUCAGGAAACUAGACCCAACCUUGGUUUUGAAAUUGGGUCCCAACUCGGCCCGUACCCUCAUCACACUCCAACUAGUCCGCGUUCUCAGACAUUCCAAGGACUAGCCCUCCAAGACUCUCAGCCCCUCCCUCGUGUGCCCACAACGGCCAACAUUAAUCCCACCAUGAUCGUGCCUCAGGAAACUGGACCCAACCUUGGUUUUGAAAUUGGGCCCCAGCACGGCCUGUACCCUCAUCGCACUCCAACUAGUCCGCGUUCUCAGACAUUCCAAGGACUAGCCCUCCAAGAGCCUGACUCUCAACCCCUCCCUUGUGUGCCCACAACGGCCAACAUUAAUCCCACCAUGACCGUGCCUCAGGAAACUAGACCCAACAUUGGUUUUGAAAUUGGGCCCCAGCACGGACUAUACCCUCAUCGCACUCCAACUAGUCUGCGUUCUCAGACAUUCCAAGGACUAGCCCUCCAAGAGCCUAACUCUCAGCCCCCCACAGACUGCAUGCUCGGAACGGCCAACAAUAAUUCCACCACGACCGAGGGUACAGGUCGUGAUACAAUAAUAUCAUGCGACCCACGCAAUAGUUGGAGUGCGAUGAGGGUACAGGCUGUGGAAACAGUCGGAUCCGAAGCAGUUCCACUGGAUCUUCUUAAUAGUUGGUCAUGA
Juglans regia (Persian walnut) is the source of this 3012-nucleotide messenger RNA. RefSeq names its product zinc finger BED domain-containing protein RICESLEEPER 2-like. Gene Ontology annotation, molecular function: DNA binding; protein dimerization activity. NCBI's taxonomy places the organism in Eukaryota, Viridiplantae, Streptophyta, Magnoliopsida, Fagales, Juglandaceae. The coding region runs from base 133 to 3012 and encodes 959 amino acids. The record is from RefSeq and is a predicted model, not a curated record. The transcript is spliced from 4 exons.